Messenger RNA from Rangifer tarandus platyrhynchus (Svalbard reindeer), 5565 nucleotides. The record is from the annotation of a GenBank genome assembly. Lineage: Eukaryota; Metazoa; Chordata; Mammalia; Artiodactyla; Cervidae.
AUGGACGUCCACACCCGCUGGAAAGCGCGCAGCCCGCUCCGCCCGGGCGCCCCGCUGCUGUCCCCGCCGCCGCCGCUGCUGCUGCUGCUGCUGCUGCUGCUGCUGUGGGCGCCGCCUCCGAGCCGCGCAGCUCAGCCAGCAGAUCUCCUGAAAGUUCUAGAUUUUCACAACCUGCCUGAUGGAAUAACCAAGACCACAGGCUUCUGUGCGGCGCGGCGAUCUUCCAAAGGCCCGGAUGUCGCCUACAGAGUCACGAAAGAUGCCCAGCUCAGCGCGCCCACCAAGCAGCUGUACCCUGCAUCUGCGUUUCCCGAGGACUUCUCCAUCCUAACCACUGUGAAAGCCAAGAAAGGCAGCCAGGCCUUCCUGGUCUCCAUCUACAAUGAGCAGGGCAUCCAGCAGAUCGGCCUGGAGAUGGGCCGCUCUCCAGUCUUCCUCUACGAGGACCACACGGGGAAACCGGGGCCAGAGGACUACCCCCUCUUCAGAGGCAUCAACCUGUCGGAUGGCAAGUGGCACAGAAUCGCUCUCAGCGUCCACAAGAAGAAUGUCACCUUGAUCCUGGACUGUAAAAAGAAGACGACCAAGUUCCUGGACCGCAGCGACCGCCCUGUGAUAGACGUCAAUGGCAUCAUCGUGUUCGGCACCCGGAUUCUGGAUGAGGAAGUGUUUGAGGGGGACAUCCAGCAGCUGCUGUUCGUCUCGGACCACCGGGCGGCUUACGAUUACUGCGAGCACUACAGCCCCGACUGUGACACCGCCGUCCCCGACAAACCCCAGUCUCAGGACCCCAACCCCGACGAAUACUACCCCGACGGAGACAAUGAAGGGGACACCUAUUACUACGAGUACCCCUACUACGAGGACACGGACGACACAGGCAAGGACCCCGUCCCCACCAAGACGCCCGUGGAAGCGGCUCGAGAGACCACGGAGGUGGCCGAGGAGCUGACCCAGCCCCCGACGGAAGCCCCUUCGGCGCCCGACACCACCGUGGGCCCCGGGAAGGAGGAGGAGGACCCCGGCAUCGGGGAGUACGACUAUGUGCCCAGCGAAGACUACUACACGCCACCCCCUUACGAGGACUUCGGCUACGGCGAAGGCAUCGAGAACCCUGACGAGAACCCCGACGAGAACCCCGACCAGAGCCCCGACCAGGGCGCCCGGGCCGAGGUGCCCACCAGCACGGUCCUCACCUCCAACGGCUCCAACCCGGCCCCGCCUCCGGAGGAGGGGAUGGACGAUCUGGAGGGAGAGUUCACGGAAGAAACCAUCAAGAACCUGGACGAGAGCUACUACGACCCAUACUACGACCCCACCAUCUCCCCCUCGGAGAUCGGGCCAGGCAUGCCCGCCAACCAGGACACCAUCUACGAGGGGAUCGGAGGGCCUCGGGGCGAGAAAGGUCAAAAAGGAGAACCCGCCAUCAUCGAACCGGGCAUGCUUCUGGAGGGGCCGCCCGGCCCCGAAGGCCCCGCGGGUCUCCCAGGACCUCCAGGAACGAUGGGUCCCACAGGCCAAGUGGGUGACCCUGGAGAAAGGGGUCCCCCUGGACGCCCAGGCCUUCCUGGCGCUGACGGGCUGCCCGGCCCUCCUGGAACCAUGCUAAUGCUGCCUUUCCGCUUUGGAGGGGGCGGUGAUGCAGGCUCCAAAGGACCUAUGGUCUCCGCACAGGAGUCCCAAGCUCAAGCCAUCCUGCAGCAGGCGCGGCUGGCGCUGAGGGGGCCUGCUGGCCCGAUGGGUCUCACUGGGAGACCGGGUCCCAUGGGCCCUCCCGGGAGCGGAGGUCUGAAGGGCGAGCCAGGAGACAUGGGGCCUCAGGGUCCGAGGGGCGUGCAGGGCCCGCCUGGCCCGGCAGGAAAGCCUGGGAGAAGGGGCCGAGCCGGCAGUGACGGGGCAAGAGGGAUGCCGGGACAGACUGGCCCUAAGGGUGACCGUGGCUUCGAUGGCCUGGCGGGGCUGCCGGGGGAGAAGGGCCACCGGGGCGACCCUGGCCCGUCUGGCCCACCGGGACCUCCGGGGGAAGAUGGAGAAAGGGGCGACGAUGGAGAGGUUGGGCCCAGAGGGCUGCCCGGGGAGCCUGGGCCGCGAGGUCUGCUGGGGCCGAAGGGGCCCCCAGGCCCUCCUGGACCUCCCGGUGUGACGGGGAUGGACGGUCAGCCAGGCCCGAAAGGCAACGUGGGUCCCCAGGGAGAGCCCGGCCCCCCGGGGCAGCAGGGCAACCCAGGUGCCCAGGGUCUUCCAGGCCCCCAGGGUGCAAUCGGGCCUCCAGGAGAAAAGGGUCCCCUGGGCAAACCUGGCCUCCCAGGAAUGCCCGGUGCUGACGGACCCCCGGGGCACCCUGGCAAAGAAGGCCCUCCAGGAGAGAAGGGGGGGCAGGGUCCGCCCGGCCCCCAGGGUCCAAUCGGCUACCCGGGUCCUCGCGGAGUCAAGGGGGCAGACGGCAUCCGAGGCCUGAAGGGCACCAAGGGUGAGAAGGGUGAAGACGGCUUCCCGGGCUUCAAAGGAGACAUGGGCAUCAAGGGUGAUCGGGGAGAGAUUGGCCCACCUGGUCCCAGAGGGGAGGACGGUCCUGAAGGCCCCAAGGGGCGAGGUGGUCCGAACGGCGACCCGGGUCCUCUGGGACCCCCUGGGGAGAAGGGCAAACUCGGAGUCCCAGGACUGCCAGGCUACCCAGGAAGACAGGGGCCAAAGGGUUCCAUCGGAUUUCCUGGAUUUCCUGGCGCCAACGGAGAAAAGGGCGGCAGGGGCACCCCUGGGAAGCCGGGACCACGGGGGCAGCGAGGCCCGACGGGCCCACGAGGUGAAAGAGGCCCGCGGGGCAUCACCGGGAAGCCUGGCCCUAAGGGCAACUCUGGAGGUGAUGGCCCGGCCGGUCCUCCAGGUGAACGGGGACCCAACGGACCCCAAGGACCCACGGGGUUCCCUGGACCAAAGGGCCCCCCGGGGCCCCCAGGCAAGGACGGGCUCCCGGGACACCCCGGACAGCGAGGCGAGACGGGUUUCCAAGGCAAGACCGGCCCUCCAGGCCCCCCCGGUGUGGUCGGCCCUCAGGGUCCCACUGGGGAAACUGGUCCCAUGGGCGAGCGUGGCCACCCUGGGCCCCCGGGCCCCCCCGGUGAACAGGGGCUCCCGGGCCUGGCCGGGAAAGAAGGGACAAAGGGUGACCCUGGCCCUGCCGGCCUUCCUGGGAAAGAUGGUCCCCCCGGGCUGCGAGGCUUCCCUGGAGACCGAGGACUUCCUGGUCCAGUGGGGGCGCUUGGACUGAAAGGCAGUGAAGGCCCCCCCGGCCCACCAGGCCCCGCGGGAUCUCCAGGGGAGAGAGGCCCAGCCGGUGCUGCCGGGCCCAUCGGAAUUCCAGGGAGACCCGGCCCCCAGGGGCCCCCCGGGCCGGCUGGGGAGAAAGGCGCGCCUGGCGAGAAAGGUCCACAAGGCCCAGCUGGCCGAGACGGUCUGCAGGGUCCCGUGGGGCUCCCUGGUCCCGCUGGCCCUGUGGGCCCCCCUGGUGAAGACGGAGACAAGGGAGAGAUUGGGGAGCCGGGACAGAAGGGGAGCAAGGGAGACAAAGGCGAACAGGGUCCCCCAGGGCCUACAGGACCCCAAGGCCCCAUUGGACAGCCAGGCCCCUCCGGAGCCGACGGCGAGCCGGGACCUCGGGGCCAGCAGGGCCUCUUUGGGCAGAAAGGCGACGAAGGUCCGAGAGGUUUCCCUGGGCCUCCGGGCCCCGUGGGGCUGCAGGGUCUGCCAGGACCUCCCGGAGAGAAGGGCGAGACGGGCGACGUGGGUCAGAUGGGUCCGCCAGGUCCCCCCGGCCCCCGAGGACCCUCCGGAGCUCCAGGUGCGGACGGGCCGCAAGGACCCCCCGGCGGAAUAGGCAACCCCGGAGCCGUGGGAGAGAAGGGUGAACCUGGUGAAGCAGGAGAGCCUGGCCUUCCAGGUGAAGGGGGCCCCCCGGGCCCCAAAGGCGAAAGGGGGGAGAAGGGCGAGUCAGGCCCCUCCGGUGCCGCUGGACCCCCCGGGCCCAAGGGCCCUCCCGGAGACGACGGUCCCAAAGGCAGCCCUGGCCCCGUUGGCUUUCCCGGAGAUCCCGGUCCCCCUGGAGAACCCGGCCCUGCGGGUCAAGAUGGUCCCCCUGGCGACAAAGGAGAUGAUGGUGAACCCGGGCAAACGGGAUCACCAGGCCCUACGGGUGAGCCAGGCCCAUCUGGGCCUCCAGGAAAAAGGGGUCCACCCGGCCCCGCCGGUCCUGAAGGCAGGCAGGGGGAGAAAGGAGCCAAGGGAGAAGCUGGCUUGGAAGGCCCUCCUGGGAAGACUGGCCCCAUCGGCCCCCAGGGGGCCCCCGGGAAGCCUGGGCCUGAUGGCCUUCGAGGGAUCCCCGGCCCAGUGGGUGAACAAGGUCUUCCCGGAGCCCCAGGACCCGAUGGCCCCCCGGGACCCAUGGGCCCCCCAGGACUCCCCGGCCUCAAAGGAGACUCUGGACCCAAAGGGGAAAAGGGUCACCCAGGCUUGAUCGGGCUCAUCGGACCUCCGGGUGAACAGGGAGAAAAGGGUGACCGCGGUCUCCCUGGCCCCCAGGGCUCCUCGGGCCCUAAGGGAGAACAGGGCAUCACCGGUCCUUCUGGCCCGAUUGGCCCCCCAGGCCCCCCUGGCCUGCCGGGCCCCCCUGGUCCAAAAGGUGCUAAGGGCUCCUCGGGUCCAACUGGCCCGAAGGGUGAGGCAGGCCAGCCAGGACCCCCUGGCCCACCGGGCCCCCCGGGCGAGGUCAUCCAGCCCCUGCCGAUCCAGGCGUCCAGGACCCGGAGGAACAUCGACGCCAGCCAGCUGAUGGACGAUGCGGAGGGCGAGCAGUACAUGGACUAUGCGGACGGCAUGGAGGAGAUCUUCGGCUCACUCAACUCCCUGAAGCUGGAGAUCGAGCAGAUGAAGAGGCCGCUGGGCACGCCACAGAACCCCGCACGCACCUGCAAGGACCUCCAGCUCUGCCACCCUGACUUCCCCGACGGUGAAUACUGGGUGGAUCCGAACCAAGGCUGCUCCCGGGACUCCUUCAAGGUCUACUGCAACUUCACGGCCGGGGGGUCAACGUGCGUCUUCCCCGACAAGAAGUCCGAGGGGGCCAGAAUCACUUCUUGGCCCAAAGAAAACCCGGGUUCCUGGUUCAGUGAAUUCAAGCGUGGCAAACUGCUCUCCUACGUGGACGCCGAGGGCAACCCCGUGGGCGUGGUCCAGAUGACCUUCCUGCGGCUGCUCAGCGCCUCCGCCCACCAGAACAUCACCUAUAAUUGCUACCAGUCGGUGGCCUGGCAGGACGCCGCCACAGGUAGCUACGACAAGGCCAUGCGCUUCCUGGGCUCCAACGACGAGGAGAUGUCGUACGACAACAGCCCCUACAUCCGCGCCCUGGUGGACGGCUGCGCCACGAAAAAAGGGUAUCAGAAGACAGUUCUGGAGAUCGACACCCCCAAGGUGGAGCAGCUACCCAUCGUAGACAUCAUGUUCAACGACUUCGGUGAAGCGUCACAGAAAUUCGGAUUUGAAGUGGGGCCGGCUUGCUUCCUGGGCUAG